GGACGAAUCCUUCUUCACGAGGGAGGUUCGUUUUGAUCUUAAGACAAAAAGUGCGACGAUAAACGCUCUUAAAUUAUACGGAUAUAGUUUUAUACUUAACUUUGUUAACUGAAGAUCAUUAAGCAGACAACAGAAGUGUCAAAAAAACGACGCAUUGAUAUAUGUAGAGAACUUCCCAACAACAUGAUACGAAGCGAAAGUGAAAGUCGACUGUUAAGAAUAUAUAUGUAACUGUUAAGUGUGAAUAUGGACACAGAAAACACAGAAGAGGACAUGGAGAACAUGGACUGUGAACAGAUUAAACCAGUUGAAGAAAUAUCUCCAGCCCCCUCCUACCUGCCUCAAAAUGACCAGUCAAUACAUCAACCAAAACAGCAACUAAGAGACAGAACUCCACGCAAAAGAAGAAAUAAAAGGCUGAGACCAGAUGAAACAACAUCUCCUGCCCCCUCCUGUACAUCUCUACAAAGUGAUCAGUCAAUUGACCGACCAAUACAGUUUCAGAAAAGUGCACAAAAUAGAGUGCUGAGACCAGAUGAAACAACAUCUCGAGCCCUCUCCUGCACAUCUCUACAAAGUGAUCAGUCAAUUGACCGACCAAUACAGUUUCAGAAAAGUGCACAAAAUAGAGUGGUGAGACCAGAUGAAGCAACAUCUCCGGCCCCCUCCUGCACAUCUCUACAAAGCGAUCAGUCAAUUGACCGACCAAUACAGUUUCAGAAAUGUACACAAAAUAGAGUGCUGAGACCAGAUGAAGCAACAUCUCCGGCCCCCUCCUGCACAUCUCUACAAAGCGAUCAGUCAAUUGACCGACCAAUACAGUUUCAGAAAUGUACACAAAAUAGAGUGCUGAGACCAGAUGAAACAACAUCUCCUGCCCCCUCCUGUACAUCUCUACAAAGUGAUCAGUCAAUUGACCGACCAAUUCAGUUUCAGAAAAGUGCACAAAAUAGAGUGCUGAGACCAGAUGAAGCAACAUCUCCGGCCCCCUCCUGCACAUCUCUACAAAGCGAUCAGUCAAUUGACCGACCAAUUCAGUUUCAGAAAAGUGCACAAAAUAGAGUGCUGAGACCAGAUGAAACAACAUCUCCGGCCCCCUCCUGCACAUCUCUACAAAGUGAUCAGUCAAUUGACCGACCAAUACAGUUUCAGAAAUGUACACAAAAUAGAGUGCUGAGACCAGAUGAAACAACAUCUCCAGCCCUCUCCUGCACAUCUCUACAAAGUGAUCAGUCAAUUGACCGACCAAUACAGUUUCAGAAAAGUGCACAAAAUAGAGUGGUGAGACCAGAUGAAGCAACAUCUCCGGCCCCCUCCUGCACAUCUCUACAAAGCGAUCAGUCAAUUGACCGACCAAUACAGUUUCAGAAAUGUACACAAAAUAGAGUAUUGAGACCAGAUGAAACAACAUCUCCUGCCCCCUCCUGUACAUCUCUACAAAGCGAUCAGUCCAUCGAUCGACAUAUACAGUUUCAGAAAAGUGCACAAAAUAGAGUGCUGAGACCAGAUGAAGCAACAUCUCCGGCCCCCUCCUGCACAUCUCUACAAAGUGAUCAGUCAAUUGACCGACCAAUACAGUUUCAGAAAAGUGCACAAAAUAGAGUUAUUGGAAAGAAUGUUAAGGAGCCAUUUCGAAGACAUGAUAGUUCAUUGCGAACGGAAGUAAUGUCUCCAGAUAUUAGCACAUUCUCAGCCACUCUACUGACAGAGGAUCACUACAGAUGUUCAGUGUGCACAGAGAUCUUUAAGAAUCCAGUUUCUAUCCCCUGUGGACACAGUUACUGUAAACACUGCAUUGAGAUCUACUGGAACAAACCAACUCAAGCUGAAUGUUACGCUUGUCCUCAGUGCAGAAAGAGGUUCAGAGAUCGUCCUGUGUUAAAUGUUAAUGUGGCUUUAUCUAAACUGAUAGAGGAACUGAAGCGGGCUGGGUUUAGUCCUGCUCUUCCAUCUCACUGUUAUGCUGGACCUGAAGAUGUGUCCUGUGAUAUCUGCUCUGACAUGAAGCUCAAAGCUGUUAAAUCCUGUUUGACCUGCGAUGUGUCUUACUGUGACACUCACAUCAGACAACACUACACUGUACCAGCACUGCAGAGACACAACCUAAUAAAGCCCUACAAUAUAUCUAGUGACAGUAAGAUCCCAACAACAUCCAGUGCAGUGACAGGAUUUCAAGAAACGAUCAAAUUGUUGACCACAGAACUGAUUAAAGUGAAAUCGACCUUAAGAGAAAAGGAUUCACAAGCAAAACGCUUAUGUCAAGGAUUUGAAAUUCAUUGUAAUGUUUUCCCCUCUGAUAUUAUUGAAGUGGCUGCUCUUGGUCGUCCCUUGUGCAUUGGAAUGUUGUAUGACACUGAAAGUGAUUCUUACAGUCAAACUUCUUUUCUGUGGAAGGAUGGCAUUAUUGCCUCUAUGAGAGUGUCUCUGCCUCGGCCUCAAACUGAUGUAAAGGUUCUGGAUGGCGACUCCCUCCAGGACAGAUUCAAAGCUCUUGAAAUGUCUUCAGUGUUAAGAUCAAGAGCGCUUCAUGGACAGGUAGAAAUGAAUGGAGCUGCAGCGUUUCUGAAUCACCCAGUUCAGUCUGAGCAUCAGGACAGAGUCACACUGCACUACAAAACCACCACCAGACUGGACAUGAUCAGCCAAACUCUGUUACAGGAAGGAGUUUCUCCAUCACUUCUCAAUAUAACCACAGCUACACAUGUAAUCAUAGCUGUGAGCUACGGAGCCCAAGCAUUCUUUGUGUUUGAUAGUAAGAGGAUCAGUGCAGAGACAAAUACAGAAAUAAAAAAUGUUAUUAUGAAGAUGAUGACCACGUUCAGUGAGCAAGAAAUACUCUCAUGUUUAACAAACACAGAAAGAGAUGAUAGUAAUUUGUACACUUGUAAUGUGUACAUUGAUGUGGGCGACUGGAAGAGUCCAGUGUCUUUUGAUAAAGCUGUGGAGAUCUACAGUUCUCUGCCAGAGCUGCUUGGAUCUAAAGGUGAGAGAGCAGUUCCUCUGAAGGUCUGGCUUUACCCUCUGAAGAAACUGGACAAGACGUCUGUGUGUGCUGCUCUGAAUGGAGUCAGUAAAGGCUUGAUGUAUAGAGCUGAGAACGUCUUACAACAUCUGAAUAAACAGAUCAGAACAUGUCAGGAUUUAAUGACGAGCCCUGAUAAUCUAUGUGUGAUUAUUUGGUUUCCUGCUCUGAAAGAUAUAUUUGUUAAGUUUUCAGAGCUUCUGCAGAAAUACCAAGCAGAUUUUCAGGAAGAAAUCACAGAGAUUGCUGAAGACAUUCAAGUUAAAGAAGAGGAAGAAGAAAGGAGAAUUCAGCAUCUUCUAGAGCGACACGAGCGAUCACCAUUCAAUGCAGAGAACAUCUCCCAGUGGCUGGAGAAUAAAGACACUGAGCUGAAGAUACUCAAUGACUGUAAAGCUGCAGACAUCACUGUUGUGAAAACACAGACAGAGUUCCAGCAGAUCAUAAAUCACCCUCAGAUAACCAGAGUGAUGUGUUUCACUCUCACCUCACCAGAUGUUGAAGAUUCAUUCCUCACAGCUCUGAAGCAGCACAUUGAAUCUGAUCACAUUACACAAACAGAUUCACUCCAGUUCAAGCCUGUUAACAUCAGUCAGAAAGUGCUUGUUGACAUACAGGUAUAUAUUGCUUCUAAAGAGACAAAUGAGAAUGCAGAACAAACCAGAUUCAUUGCUGCAUCUCUACCGGAUGAAGGAUUUCCUGAAUGUUCUGUACGGUUUUAUUAUGAAGGGAGGAUUGUGAGCAGAAACAUCGAGUUUGGAGUGAAACCAGAUCUUGCUCAGAUAGAUCAAAUAAAACACAACAGUGUGUCCAUGAAGUGUGAUCAUCUGGACAAAAAAGACAUUGAGAGAUAUGUAGUGGAAUAUCAAGUUGUGGUGGAUGAUGAAAUAAACACGUGGAAACAGACCACUGUCUACGCUGACACUUUCAAAGGAAAGUGUGUUUUGUCUGGUUUAGAACAAGACACAGAAUAUCAGCUCAGAUAUGCAGUUUGUUACAACCAGAGAAUGAGCAAUUUUAGCUGGAUAGUUUCCUUGAAAACAUCUUCUGUAGCAAGACCAGGACAACCAUCUGUUACUAAACUGAGCAGAGACACUCUCAGAGUCGAGUGGUUAAAAGCUGAGGCGGAUGAAGAUUGUCCAGUUCUGCACUAUAUGGUCGAGUAUAAAGAAGCAGGACUGGAGGGCUGGUCCUCAGUACAAACACAAGCAUCUCAAUGUGAAUAUACUCUAACUACACCUCACAGCACCUGUUAUAGAGUCAGAGUCUCUGCAGUCUAUGAGCACAUCACCAGCAAACCCAGUGAAGAAACCUCUGUACCUGUGGAUGUCUGGAGAAUAAACCUCUCAGAGAGAAAGAGCUCCAUCCUCCUAGAAGUGCUGAAACUCCAAACAGAGAAGAAACCAGUAGAGCUGAUAGACUGGACACAUGAAGAGAGUGAAGUGAGAGGAUUCCUCCAGUGUCUGCCGUACAUCUCACUACUCGGGUUUAUUGAAGCACCAAAUGAAUCAUCUGAGCUGUGGAAAGAAAGCAAGAUAUUUAUAAAGAAUUUGUUUCUGCAAGCAGCUCUCUGUCAGAAAGAGAUCAUAGAAACAACUGUGAAGAUGCUGCUGUCAUCUGUUGAUUAUGGGAAGUGUGAUUUUCUGCUGGAUCUGUGUUCACAUGUGAAGAACUAUGAGAGAGAAACAGGCAAAAGUGUCCUACCAGCAUUACAGUCAAUAUAUCAUCAGUCAUCUCCUGAAGUCUGGAGAAUAAACCUCUCAAAGAGAAAGAGCUCCAUCCUCCUAGAAGUGCUGAAACUCCACACAGAGAAGAAACCAGUAGAGCUGAUAGACUGGACACAUGAAGAGAGUGAAGUGAGAGGAUUCCUCCAGUGUCUGCCGUACAUCUCACAACUCAGAUUUGAGAAUGUUUUCUUUGAGAAAAGAGAAUCUGCUGCUCAGUUUGUGGUGAAUCUGUUCACUGCAGCAUCAGAGUUUGAAACAAAUACAGAAGAAAAAUACACUGAACUAUUAACAUCUGUGUGCAACUACACAACUUUCCCCUUUGAUGAAGAAUAUUAUGAUGAUGAUGAUUUAGAGGAUCAGAUUGAACGCUGGGAUUUUCUGCUGUAUCUGUACUCACGUGUUAAGGACUCUGAGACAGGCAAAAGUGUCCUACCAGCAUUACAGUCAAUAUAUCAUCAGUCAUCUCCUGAAGUCUGGAGAAUAAACCUCUCAGAGAGAAAGAGCUCCAUCCUCCUAGAAGUGCUGAAACUCCAAACAGAGAAGAAACCAGUAGAGCUGAUAGACUGGACACAUGAAGAGAGUGAAGUGAGAGGAUUCCUUCAGUAUCUGGCGUACAUCUCACAACUCAGGUUUUCCAAAGACACUUUGAAAAAAGAAGAAAAGAAAAAGUCAUCAUUCCAGUUUCUGAUGAAUCUUAGUGUUGCAGCGUCAGAAUGUGACACAAAUAAAGAGAAGAAAUGCAGUGAACUAUUAACAUCUGUGUGCAACUACACAACUUUCCCCUGUGAUGAUGAUGAUGAUUAUUUUGAAUAUCAGAUUGAACAGUGUGAUUAUCUGCUGGAUUUGUGUUUAUAUGUAAAGGCCUAUCAGAGUGAAACAGGCAGAAGUGUCCUACCAGCAUUACAGUCAAUAUAUCAUCAGUCAUCUCCUGAAGUCUGGAGAAUAAACCUCUCAGAGAGAAAGAGCUCCAUCCUCCUAGAAGUGCUGAAACUCCAAACAGAGAAGAAACCAGUAGAGCUGAGAUGCUGGACGUAUGAAGAGAGUAAAGUGAGAAGAUUCCUCCAGUGUCUGCCGUACAUCUCACAACUCAGAUUAUCUUCUGUUCUAUGUAAGGAUAAGACAGAAGAGUGUUUCCAGUUUCUUGUCAAUCUGUUUAUUUCAGCAUCAGAGUUUGACACAAAUACAGGAGAGAUCUACUCUGAACUAUUAACAUCUGUGUGCAGCCACACAUCGUUUCCCUGUGAUGACUUAAUUCUCAGUGAGAAGUGUGAUUUUCUUCUGGAUCUGUGUUCACAUGUGAAGAACUAUGAGAGUGAAACAGGCAGAAGUGUCCUACCAGCAUUACAGUCAAUAUAUCAUCAGUCAUCUCCUGAAGUCUGGACAAUAAACCUCUCAGAGAGAAAGAGCUCCAUCCUCCUAGAAGUGCUGAAACUCCAAACAGAGAAGAAACCAGUAGAGCUGAUAGACUGGACACAUGAAGAGAGUGAAGUGAGAGGAUUCCUCCAGUGUCUGCCGUACAUCUCUGAAUUGAGGUCUCUUUUAUCGAGCAUUGAUUCAUUUGAGAAUCAGGAAAGAAGAAAGAAAUUACUAUCAUUCAAUCUCUGUCUACAAGAGCCUUCCUUACUGAAAGAAAUCACAGAAUCAUCUUUGGAGUCAUUAUUUUCUUAUAUAUACCAUGGAAACUGUGAUUUUCUGUUGGACUUGUGUUCACAUGUGAAGAACUAUGAGAGUGAAACAGGCAGAAGUGUUCUACCAGCAUUACAGUCAAUAUAUCAUCAGUCAUCUCCUGAAGUCUGGAGAAUAAACCUCUCAGAGAGAAAGAGCUCCAUCCUCCUAGAAGUGCUGAAACUCCAAACAGAGAAGAAACCAGUAGAGCUGAUAGACUGGACACAUGAAGAGAGUGAAGUGAGAGGAUUCCUCCAGUGUCUGCCGUACAUCUCACUACUCAGAUUUAUUAAACCAUCAAAUGAAUCAUCUGAACUGUGGGAAAAGAGAAAAAGAUUAUUUGUACUGGAUUUGUGUCUGCAAGCAGCUCUCUGUCAGAAAGAGAUCAAAGAAACAACUGUGAAGAUGCUGCUGUCAUCUGUGAAUUAUGAGAAAUGUGAUUUUCUGCUGGAUCUGUACUCACAUGUGAAGAACUAUGAGAGUGAAACAGGCAAAAGUGUCCUACCAGCAUUACAGUCAAUAUAUCAUCAGUCAUCUCCUGAAGUCUGGAGAAUAAACCUCUCAGAGAGAAAGAGCUCCAUCCUCCUAGAAGUGCUGAAACUCCAAACAGAGAAGAAACCAGUAGAGCUGAUAGACUGGACACAUGAAGAGAGUGAAGUGAGAGGAUUCCUCCAGAGUCUGCCGUACAUCUCACAACUCAGAUUUAUUGAACCAUCAAAUCAAUCAUCUGAGCUGUGGAAGAAAAGCAAGAUAUUAUUUAUAAAGAAUUUGAUUCUACAAGCAGCUCUCUGUCAGAAAGAGAUCAAAGAAACAACUGUGAACAUGCUGCUGUCAUCUAUGAAUUAUGAAAAGUGUGAUUUUCUGCUGGAUCUGUGUUCACAUGUGAAGAACUAUGAGAGUGAAACAGGCAGAAGUGUCCUACCAGCAUUACAGUCAAUAUAUCAUCAGUCAUCUCCUGAAGUCUGGAGAAUAAACCUCUCAGAGAGAAAGAGCUCCAUCCUCCUAGAAGUGCUGAAACUCCAAACAGAGAAGAAACCAGUAGAGCUGAUAGACUGGACACAUGAAGAGAGUGAAGUGAGAGGAUUCCUCCAGUGUCUGCCGUACAUCUCACAACUCAGAUUUACUGAUGAUUUGUGUCAGAAGAGAGAAUCUGGUGUUCAGUUUCUGGGGAAUCUGUUCACUGCAGCAUCAGAGUUUGACACAAAUACAGAAGAAAAAUACACUGAACUAUUAACAUCUGUGUGCAGCUACACAACUUUCCCCUUUUAUGAAGAAUAUUAUAAUGAAGAUGAUGAGUAUCAGGUUGAGCAGACUGAUUUUCUGCUGGAUCUGUGUUCACAUGUGAAGAACUAUGAGAGUGAAACAGGCAGAAGUGUCCUACCAGCAUUACAGUCAAUAUAUCAUCAGUCAUCUCCUGCAAUGUGGACAAUAAACCUCUCAGAGAGAAAGAGCUCCAUCCUCCUAGAAGUGCUGAAACUCCAAACAGAGAAGAAACCAGUAGAGCUGAUAGACUGGACACAUGAAGAGAGUGAAGUGAGAGGAUUCCUCCAGUGUCUGCCGUACAUCUCACAACUCAGAUUUAAAGAUCUUUGGUGUCAGAAGAGAGAAUCUGCUGCUCAGUUUCUGGGGAAUCUGUUCACUGCAGCAUCAGAGUUUGACACAAAUACAGAAGAAAAAUACACUGAACUAUUAACAUCUGUGUGCAGCUACACAACUUUCCCCUUUUAUGAAGAAUAUUAUAAUGAAGAUGAUGAGUAUCAGGUUGAGCAGACUGAUUUUCUGCUGGAUCUGUGUUCACAUGUGAAGAACUAUGAGAGUGAAACAGGCAGAAGUGUCCUACCAGCAUUACAGUCAAUAUAUCAUCAGUCAUCUCCUGAAGUCUGGAGAAUAAACCUCUCAGAGAGAAAGAGCUCCAUCCUCCUAGAAGUGCUGAAACUCCAAACAGAGAAGAAACCAGUAGAGCUGAUAGACUGGACACAUGAAGAGAGUGAAGUGAGAGGAUUCCUCCAGUGUCUGCCGUACAUCUCACAACUCAGAUUUGAACAAGGUGUUGGUCAGUAUAAGUCUGAAAAGUGUUUCCAGUUCCUCGUGAAUCUGAGUGUUGCAGCAUCAGAGUUUGACACAAAUACAGAAGAAAAAUACACUGAACUAUUAACAUCUGUGUGCAGCUACACAACUUUCCCCUUUGAUGAAGAAAAUUAUAAUGAAGAUGAUGAGUAUCAGAUUUAUCAGUGUGAUUUUCUGCUGGAUCUGUGUUCUCAUGUGAAGAACUAUGAGAGUGAAACAGGCAGAAGUGUCCUACCAGCAUUACAGUCAAUAUAUCAUCAGUCAUCUCCUGAAGUCUGGAGAAUAAACCUCUCAGAGAGAAAGAGCUCCAUCCUCCUAGAAGUGCUGAAACUCCAAACAGAGAAGAAACCAGUAGAGCUGAUAGACUGGACACAUGAAGAGAGUGAAGUGAGAGGAUUCCUCCAGUGUCUGCCGUACAUCUCACAACUCAGAUUUGAACGACGUGUUGGUCAGUAUAAGUCUGAAAAGUGUUUCCAGUUCCUCGUGAAUCUGAGUGUUGCAGCAUCAGAGUGUGAAACAGAUACAGGAGAAAAAUACACAAAACUGUUUACAUCUGUGUGCAACUACACAUCUUUCCCCUUUGAGGAGAGAAAUUUUCAUGGGUUUCAGUUUAACAUUGUUCAAUCAGAUUUUCUGCUGGAUCUGUACUCACAUGUAAAGAACUAUGAGAGUGAAACAGACAGAAGUGUCCUACCAGCAUUACAGUCAAUAUAUCAUCAGUCAUCUCCUGCAAUGUGGACAAUAAAGCUCUCAGAGAGAAAGAGCUCCAUCCUCCUAGAAGUGCUGAAACUCCAAACAGAGAAGAAACCAGUAGAGCUGAUAGACUGGACACAUGAAGAGAGUGAAGUGAGAGGAUUCCUCCAGUGUCUGCCGUAUAUCUCACUGUUGAGGAAUUCUGAGAAGUGUUUUCCAUCAGUGUGUAAAGAGUUUGGGCUCAAAGUAAAGAGAGAUCAGGUGACUCCUCUGCUUCAGACUGUGAUGUUUACAGUCACUCUGAGUGGAAAAUUACCCAGCAGCACCUGCAGAUGUGUGGGGAGAGUACUGAGUCUCUCACCUUCCACACUAAACCUGACUCUAAAACCACAAGCCAUCUCUCUCAGAGGAGUCAGAUCACUCUUCAGACACAUCACACACCUGCAGAGACUCAGUCUUGAAGACAGAAUGGUGAUGAUGAUGGUCAGAGCUCUGAGGUCAUUUAAUGGUCAUUCUCUACUAAACACAGAUGAGCUUUCAGUGGUCACUAAAGACUCAAAACUAACUCACAGUAGGAUUGUGAGCAGCUUAACUUCUCUCUUGAGACGACUGUCUGUCAGAUGUCUGGAUCUCACUGAAUGUAAACUAGAGGCUGUGUCUGUCACUGCUCUGUUGUGUCUUCAGGGACUCCAGACUAUCAGGCUAUCUGAAGAGACUUCUAAAAAGCUGGUGUCAGUGGUGUGUGAAGCACAAGAUGAUGAACUGACACGCUGCUUUCUGGAGAAAGUGUCUAAAGGUCUGACCUCUUGCUCACUGACCUGGAAACAGAUUCAGUAUCUGCUACAACAUCAAACUCUAGAUUUCGACUUCAGGAAAAGCAAAAUCUCCACAGAAAACAUCAGAGAACUUCUGCCUUGUUUAGGAAGAGUUCACUUAAAGAGGUUGACCCCCAGUUUUGUUCUGUCCAUCAUUAUGGAGAUUUAUGAGAGUCGUUCUCCUCAGUAUGUGUCUGGUCUGUUGAGUUCUGCUGAGAAUCUCAUUAACCUGAGGAACAAAGUGUUGAAUUCAGUUCAGUGUGCAGCUCUGCGCUUCACUCUUCAGCACUGCAACACUGUCAAACUCAAUCUGUUCUGGACCUCCAUACCAGAUGAAGAGCUAAAGAGCUUUCUGCCUCUUCUCAACAGACUCACACAACUCAGUGUUGACAGGCAGCUGUUGCUGAAGCUGCUUCAUUGCUGCAGUUCCUCUGAUGAUCAGCAGGAGGCAGCAGAUCUUCUGCUCUCUGCUCUUCACAACAGACUGGAUUUCUCCUGCUGCUCUAUUCAGGAUCUGACAGUCACAGAGGAGAAUCAAAACUAUUUAAAUCUGACCAAUGAAGACUGUAAAAUGAUCUCAUCAGUGCUCCAAAAAAACAAAAGUGUUGUGAAGUUGGUUUUAGAGGACUGUAAAGUCUCAGAUACGGCCCUGAAACAACUUCUGCCAAUUCUGUCUCAAGUUCAGCUCAGCUGUAGUAAAGAUUUACUUCUACAGUUCAUGACGUGUAUUAGUGAAGAUACAGAGAAAGGAUCUGUGAGGUGGACUCGAGCUCUUUCACAGGCUUUAGGAGAAGAGCUGGACCUCAGUCACACUCAGAUGGAUCAGAGAGCUUGUAAACAGCUGGCGGUGUUUCUGGAAUAUUCUGAUGGACUGACAGAACUGGACCUCAGUCACUGUAAACUCACUGAUCAAUACAUGGAGACACUGUUACCACAUCUACACAAGACUCAGACUCUGGAUCUGAGUUACAACAGUAUAACUGAUGAACUUACAAACAGAAUCCACAGUGUUGUUUCCACUCACAACAAUAUUCAGACAGUACGACUCUUUGGAAACAGAAUCAAAGACAGAAAGCUGUUUUUUAGAGACAAGAGAUUUGAAAUAUGGUGAAGACGCUGAACUGUAACUCCGUGUCAUCAAGAGGAUGUAAAUAAAUUUCAAUGUGCACCUCUGUAUAAAACCUGUUUAUAUUUAAGAUGCAAUCUGUAACCCAUUUGGGUAAAAAUAACAAAGAUCAGUAACUGAUCAAGCACAUAAAAAUCAAAGUUGAAAACAUUGUUAUAAUGUUUAUUAUAUAAUAAUGAUUUAUAAAUGAAGAUGUUGGGUGUGACUGCAGUAUUGCAGCUGUAUAAUGGCAGAACUGUAAACCUACAUAAUAAGUGUUUUCUACAAUAUUUAUUCAUUGUAUGUCACCAUAACUAAUAAAAUGAUUUAAACAGCUCAA
Molecule: messenger RNA, 11434 nt
Organism: Triplophysa dalaica
Lineage: Eukaryota; Metazoa; Chordata; Actinopteri; Cypriniformes; Nemacheilidae
Exons: 40
Coding region: 247-11100 (3617 amino acids)
Molecular function (GO): protein binding
Source: RefSeq, a predicted model, not a curated record